This is a messenger RNA of Cheilinus undulatus (humphead wrasse), 1928 nucleotides long. Its product is annotated as G-protein coupled receptor 22-like. Gene Ontology annotation, biological process: G protein-coupled receptor signaling pathway. Gene Ontology annotation, molecular function: G protein-coupled receptor activity; peptide binding. NCBI's taxonomy places the organism in Eukaryota, Metazoa, Chordata, Actinopteri, Labriformes, Labridae. The record is from RefSeq and is a predicted model, not a curated record. Bases 459 to 1775 code for a protein of 438 amino acids. The transcript has 2 exons. Gene Ontology annotation, cellular component: membrane.
UCUUUGUUUGCUCGGUUUGGCUUUCUCUUUCCUGCCUGGGAAUAUCAUGAGAAUAUAAACAGGAGGCUGCUCUGACAUCUUAGCCCUUUUCCCCUCAUCCAUCAGUGCUCCAACUAUUACCAAAGCAUACAGCCAAGAGAUCUGGGGAAAAAUUCAGAGAAAGACAAAAGCCUAUAUCCCACAAACGAUGCAGGCAGCUUAACCUGAGUGUACUCUCAAUUUGGGUUACCAAAAAGCCGGUUGACAUUCUUUGGGGAGGUGGACAGGUGCUUUUCUGGCUGUCAGCUUCUCUGGGACAGACAGGCAGUGAAAAGACAGCCUCACUGGGGGCUCUGCUGGAGCAGAAACACUUUCCACAGGCUAUGUUUGGAUGUGAUGCUUGUCUCUGUGGAUGUAACAUGGACUCUAUGGCCUGAUUACACAGCCCUGGUAUUCAGAUAGUGUUGGAGGAAAGGAUAAUGCAUAUCCUUCCCUACCUGGAACAAGAAGCCACCAUGAGCAACGUCACGGUCACUGACAACACUGAACCCAUCAGCCGCACCAUGAGUCCGGCAACUCCCACCCCUUAUGCCUAUCCAGUUAGUUUCCAGGUCUCCCUGACUGGCUUCCUCAUGCUGGAAAUCCUCCUGGGCCUGAGCUCUAACCUCACUGUGCUUGCCCUUUACUGUAUGAAGUCAAACCUCAUUAGUUCCGUCAGCAACAUUGUCACUAUGAACCUCCACGUGUUGGAUGUGCUGGUCUGUGUCUGCUGCAUCCCCCUCACCAUCGUAGUGGUGCUGCUCUCUCUGGAGGGUGACACGGCCCUCGUCUGCUGCUUCCACGAAGCUUGCGUCUCCUUUGCUAGUGUUGCUACCGCUGCUAAUGUGCUUGCCAUCACCCUGGAUCGUUAUGACAUCUCCGUCAAGCCAGCCAACCGUGUGCUGACCAUGGGCCGUGCCCUGGCCCUGCUGUCUGCCAUCUGGGUGCUAUCCUUUAUUAGUUUCUUGGUACCUUUUAUUGAGGUAGGUUUCUUUGCACAGGGCCACGCUGAGCUGAACCAGACUGUGGUAGAGAAUGUGGUCCAUACUAACCAGUACUACACAGAACUUGGCCUCUAUUACCACUUGCUUGCCCAGAUUCCUAUUUUCUUCUUUACUGCUGUUGUCAUGCUGAUCACCUAUUCAAAGAUCCUGCAGGCGCUCAACAUCCGCAUCGGCACGCGUUUCCAUGCCUCACAGAAGAAAAAGGCUCGCAGGAAAAAGCGUCCAUCCAUGACAGCCAUGACACCCCAGACAGAGGCAACAGACGGAUCCCAGAGCAGUGGCAGCCGCAACCCUACGCUGGGCAUGCGUACAUCUGUCUCCGUCAUCAUUGCAUUGCGCAGGGCUGUUAAGCGCCACAGAGAAAGGCGUGAGCGCCAAAAGAGGGUUUUUAGGAUGUCCCUACUGAUCGUAUCAACCUUCCUGCUCUGCUGGACGCCGAUUACAGUCCUCAACACAGUCAUCUUAAGCGUGGGUCCCAGUGACCUCAUGGUCAAGUUGAGACUGGGCUUCCUGGUCAUGGCUUAUGGGACGACAAUCUUUCAUCCUCUUCUGUAUGCCUUCACGAGGCAGAAGUUCCAGAAAGUCUUGAAAAGCAAGAUGAAGAAGCGAGUGGUGUCGAUCAUUGAGGCAGAUCCUACUCCCAAUAACGCCAUCAUUCACAACUCCUGGAUCGACCCAAAGAGGAAUAAAAAGGUGACAUUUGAGGACAAAGAGGCCCAACAGAAAUGUCUGUCUUCUGAGGAUGUGGAGUGAAGGAACUUAUUAUCUUUAGGGUAUACGGUCAAUAAAAGCAGCUAACACUGACAUCAGGUCAGGAUGAAAAAGGGAACAUGUUUAUCCAAAGCAGAAAUGUAAAUAAUAUGUGCAAUAGAAUGUACAAAACAAGAAGUGGAUAAUUUAUUACUA